GAGGAGCUAUGUGCGUUUAGUCCACACUACAACACCGUGGAAGCUGAGAAUGACAAGUGUGUCAAGUUUGAAAGUGGGUUGCGCCCGGACAUCAAGCAUCUUAUCGGAUUUUCUCAAAUCCGAGACUUUGCAACUUUGGUGGAUAAGUGUCGUAUCUGUGAUGAUGAUGGAAAGGCCAAGACUAACUACUACAAGGCCAUGAGUGACAAGAGAGGAAAAGGUCAAGACCGUGGGAAGCCUUAUGGUGACAAGGGGAAGAAGGUUGUUGAGACUAGUGGUGGAAAGAAGAGAGGUGGUGGACAAUGCUACAAGUGUGGUGAGUUGGGCCAUAAGUCUUAUGAGUGCCCAAAGAAGGUGGACAAGUGUUUCAAUUGUGGGAGGCUAGGACACAAGUCGGAUGUGUGUCAAGUGAAGGUGACUUGUUUCAAUUGUGGUGAAGAGGGUCACAAGAGUCCUAUGUGCAAGAAGCCGAAGAAGACUGUGGGAAAGGUGUUUGCUUUGAGUGGAGAUGAUGCGGAUCAGGGAGAUAAUCUCAUUAGAGGUAUGUGUUUCAUCUAUAACACUCCUUUAAUUGCGAUUAUUGAUACGGGAGCAACACAUUCUUUUAUAUCCGUUGAUUGCAUGAAGCGUCUUAGUAUACCUGUGUCUGAAAUGUCUGGUCGUAUGGAAAUAGAAACUCCUGCUAAUGGUUCUGUAACUACUCGUCUCGUAUGUCGUGACUGUCCCGUAACCGUGUUUGGUAGACACUUUGGAAUGAACCUAGUGUGUAUCCAACUUAGUGGAAUAGAUGUUAUCUUUGGUAUGAACUGGUUGAUAUUUAAUCGAGUCCAUAUCAAUUGUUGCGAGAAGACUGUUGUGUUUCCUAAACCGGAGGAGAGUUUGCAUUUGAUGAGUAAGAAGGAAGUAGUAGAAUCGUUGAAGGAACCUGUAGAGGUGUAUGCGUUGUUUGCAUCCUUGAAGAUGGAAGGUGAAGUCAAGAUGGAAGAGUUACCGGUUGUUUGUGAAUUUCCCGAUGUAUUUCCGGAAGACGUGUCAGAUGUACCGCCGAAAAGAGAAGUAGAGUUUACGAUCGAUUUGGUACCUGGUACUAGCCCGAUAUCUAUGGCACCGUAUCGAAUGUCAGCGUCAGAGUUUGAAAUUCUGUUGAAUGAGUUGAAGAAGCAACUAGAGGAACUACUUGAGAAGAAGUUUAUUCGACCUAGUGUAUCACCGUGGGGUGCACCGGUGUUGUUGGAUUUUUCAUUCAUUCUUGGACAAGUUUGUCGUGGUAUUCAUCGAUGA
Messenger RNA from Trifolium pratense (red clover), 1281 nucleotides. RefSeq lists its product as uncharacterized. Lineage: Eukaryota; Viridiplantae; Streptophyta; Magnoliopsida; Fabales; Fabaceae. The annotation marks the transcript as partial. The transcript has 3 exons. Gene Ontology annotation, molecular function: nucleic acid binding; zinc ion binding. The record is from RefSeq and is a predicted model, not a curated record.